Messenger RNA from Aspergillus tanneri, 1308 nucleotides. RefSeq lists its product as uncharacterized. The coding region runs from base 1 to 1308 and encodes 435 amino acids. Gene Ontology annotation, molecular function: TBP-class protein binding; RNA polymerase I general transcription initiation factor activity; RNA polymerase I core promoter sequence-specific DNA binding. The record is from RefSeq and is a predicted model, not a curated record. NCBI's taxonomy places the organism in Eukaryota, Fungi, Ascomycota, Eurotiomycetes, Eurotiales, Aspergillaceae. Gene Ontology annotation, biological process: transcription initiation at RNA polymerase I promoter; nucleolar large rRNA transcription by RNA polymerase I. The transcript has a single exon. Gene Ontology annotation, cellular component: RNA polymerase I core factor complex.
AUGGACUCUGUUCCUUCAGCAUCAAGUUUCUCACUCCCACUUCCGUCAUGGCAACAACCCAUUAGUGUCCGCGUUGCUCGCUAUGAACGCAAAAAGCGGAAAAAGGAUCUUGAUGAUUGGGGAGAUGGCGAAAAUGAUACCGAAGGUGAAACAACCGAUGCUGCAUCAGAGGGAGUGCCUCCUGGUCCCUCUCUUACAUUGUCGCCAGACGAAGCUCACCAGUAUCGUGUUGCUGGUCUUUCCUUCGACGAAGAACUCCCGGGGGGAAACUUUCCUCAUGCCCCGGCCAAUGAGGGGCCCUCGACCAGACAAGGACGGGAUGAAACCUUGAAAGAGUUGUCUCUGAUGUCCCUUCCCAUGUACCCUCCACAGUCUGCGGCUCAUCAAGGCAACAUCCGAGUACAGCACUUCGCCGUCCUCUCGUCCAUCUUGCAUCGCUGUCUUCUUAAGAGGGACUACAUCCGUGCUGGUAGAGCAUGGGGAUUGAUUCUUCGUGAGGAAUACCGGGGCAUCCCACUUGAUGUGCGCACUGAAGGAAGAUGGGGCAUCGGGGCUGAAAUACUGCUCCGACGGGACCGCCAAAUAUCCGACAUUGCUUCUGGUGCUGCCAGAGACGACGAAGAAAUUCAGAGGAAAGAUCCAUCCAAGAUCUACUUUACACGGAGAGGCCUCGAAGAUGCGAAGCAAUACUACGAGAGACUUAUUAUUCAACACCCGUUUCGGAAAUCUGCGCCAGACGCUUUAAGUUCUUUACAUUUCUAUCCAGCCAUGUUUGGACUUUGGGUAUAUGUCACGCACGAGGAGAGCCGUGUUUCCCGUCAAAAUAUUUGGAAUAGACAUGAUGAGCCAUCAGAAGCAUCGGAGGAUGAAGAUGAUGCAUCGGAUUUUGAAGGUCCUCAUGGCUCCAGGAAGAGGACUCAGGUUCUCAUUGCAGAAGCAAGAAAGAUCGAAUUAGAUGAAGCACAGAAGAUUGCGGCCAGAAUGGACGAGAUCCUUAUGUCUCCCCCGUACUCCGAUUCUCCCGACUUACUCGAACUGAGAGGCAUGGUCUCGCUUUGGAUUGGAGAUUUGUUUAUGUCUUCUCUGCCCUAUCCAGAAAGCGAUGAGUACGACGAAGAUAACAACGCUGAGUCCACAGAAGACUCUAUUCAAAUGAGACGAGAGCAGAGACUAGCGGCAGACAAAAGGCAGAGUGAGAUACAAAAAUCGGAGGAAUUCUUCGAGAAAGCAAAGCAGCGUGGCAAGGGAGUGGCUUCCACGUUCGAGGAACUUCAUAUUGGUGAUGACGAUGAUGUUACUUUUGGGUGA